Molecule: messenger RNA, 993 nt
Organism: Pestalotiopsis fici W106-1
Lineage: Eukaryota; Fungi; Ascomycota; Sordariomycetes; Amphisphaeriales; Sporocadaceae
Exons: 1
Coding region: 1-993 (330 amino acids)
Biological process (GO): transmembrane transport
Cellular component (GO): fungal-type vacuole membrane
Molecular function (GO): transmembrane transporter activity
Source: RefSeq, a predicted model, not a curated record
AUGCAAACAUUGGGCACAGUCCAGGCGUACCUUGAAAUUCAUCAGUUAUCGACUUAUACCUCUCGAGAUAUUGGUUGGAUUGCUGGAGUCUUUACGUCUCUGGCUCUUUUUCUUGGCAUUCAGAUUGGCCCCGUCUUCGAUACUUUUGGCGACGGUUUCCUGGCGCCCCUAGGAUGUGCCCUCUACAUCCCGGUAUUCUUCUUGCUCGCACAAUGCGAAGCGUACUGGCAUUUCAUGCUGACCCUCGGUGUACUUGGUGGUGUUGGCGCUGGGAUCAUCUCCGUGGUCGGUGUGGGAGUCAUUGGCAAUCGCUUCAUACGUCGACGAGGAAUCGCAAUGGGCUGCGCACUGAGCGGGUCAAGCAUCGGAGGCGUCGUCAUGCCAUUAAUGCUACGCUCGCUGCUACCCAAGGUCGGCUGGGCAUGGUCCAUGAGGGCCGUCGCAUUCAUGGUUGCAUCAGCAUUAAUCGGAGGCGUCAUGUGUUUGCGUGCGCUACCCCCGAGACGACGAUCUAGCACCAGAUACUCGGGUGCUGCUCUCAACUUUACAGUGUUUACUAGUGGGUCAUUCGUAUUUGUGACUAUUGGCCUCUCGGCCCUCGAGUUUGCGGUAUUCGGCAUGUUUUCGCUGCUGCCUACCUAUGCCAUCAAAGCGAACUUUUCUUCCGAUACCGGUUUCGUGCUGCUUGCCAUUGCAAAUGGGACAUCUUGCAUAGGGCGCUUGAUUCCUGGUCUCGCGGGCGACAAAUUUGGACCUUUCAAUAUGCUUCUCUGCAUGGUUCUGUUCACAGCAAUUUUCACCGCCAUCAUCUUGGUGCCAUUCGGGUCAUCUUCAUUGGCCGCCAUCUAUGCAUUCUCAGCAAUUUGGGGAUUCGGUAGCGGAUCAUUCAUAUCAUUGACGCCAGUGUGUAUGGGCAAAAUCUGCCAUGCCGACGAUUAUGGGCGAUACUUUGGUAGAUUUUCCAAUUUUAACCCAAUUGAUGGACAAAACUGA